Messenger RNA from Uncinocarpus reesii 1704, 954 nucleotides. RefSeq lists its product as uncharacterized. The transcript has 3 exons. Gene Ontology annotation, molecular function: oxidoreductase activity. Bases 1 to 954 code for a protein of 317 amino acids. Gene Ontology annotation, cellular component: mitochondrion. The record is from RefSeq and is a predicted model, not a curated record. NCBI's taxonomy places the organism in Eukaryota, Fungi, Ascomycota, Eurotiomycetes, Onygenales, Onygenaceae.
AUGUCGACUGCUAAAUCCAUCAAUCAGUCCAAUAAAACCAGUGUCCCUCAUGAAAAUCGCACUUCGGCGGAACCCCGUCAGAGCACCCUAUAUCCCGUCCGCCUAUCGCAUAUAGAACAAAUCAAUCCGACGAUUCGGCUCCUUCAAUUUGCAAUACCAUCACGGGUCGAUGGCCGGUCAAAUACUUCAAACCAUUCAUCACCAAUUCCGCCAAAAGCCUUCACUUUCCUCCCCGGUCAAUGGCUAGACGUCCAUAUUCCCUCGCUUCGGGAUGCAGGCGGCUUCACAAUCACUUCCACGCCACUGGAAGCGAGCCCAGAGUCCUCCGACUACCCGUAUAUUGAACUUGCUGUGCAAGACGCGCCCGGAAAUCCUGCUGCAGCAUGGCUCUGGCGGCCUGAAAGCGAAAUCCUUGGCGCGGAGGUACAGGUCAGGGUCGGCGGAUCAUUCGUUUGGCCGCCGUCCGCUGCAGGGGGUGGAAUCCCGCUGGCGGAGAUUCGGAAAGUCAUCUUUGUGGCGGGCGGAGUGGGAAUCAAGAUUCAUCUCCUCUACUCUACAAAACUUCCCCCACCGAUGAAAAAUCAAAACCGAGAAAAUCAGAUACUAUUUCUUCCGCGUCUUCUUGAAAUAGUCCACUCAGAGACACGAGGGCACCCCCAGCAAGACAAACCAAAAUCAACUUUUCAGCCGCUGGACGUGAGACUAUACCUGACAAAUCUCUCCGCCCAGGGAACCUGUACCAGCGAAUUAUUGGCUGAGUCUCAUCAUGGCAUAUCCAUCUAUGACCGCCGAAUCACCGCUACUGAUUUGCAGCAUCUUAUCGGUAGCGACAGCGAUGAGCGGGUAAGGACAGUAUGCAAUGUUUGUGGGCCGCCACAAAUGACGGACGAGUUUGUAGACGUGCUCAAGCACAUUGUUGGAGAUGAUAGGGUGUUUUACGAGAAGUGGUGGUGA